Molecule: messenger RNA, 663 nt
Organism: Aspergillus glaucus CBS 516.65
Lineage: Eukaryota; Fungi; Ascomycota; Eurotiomycetes; Eurotiales; Aspergillaceae
Product: 60S ribosomal protein uL1
Exons: 3
Coding region: 1-663 (220 amino acids)
Biological process (GO): translation
Cellular component (GO): large ribosomal subunit
Molecular function (GO): RNA binding; structural constituent of ribosome
Source: RefSeq, a predicted model, not a curated record
AUGGCUAAUACGAUUUUGUGUGCGACAGCCGGAGUGCGCCAGAAUGUCGAGCAGCUGCUCAACUACUCUCAGAAUGAGAAGAAGAGGAACUUCCUCGAGACCGUCGAGCUUCAGAUCGGUCUGAAGAACUACGACCCCCAGCGUGACAAGCGUUUCUCCGGCACCAUCAAGCUGCCCUCUGUCCCUCGUCCCAACAUGUCCAUCUGUGUUCUUGGUGACCAGCACGAUCUUGACCGUGCUAAGCACCACGGCCUCGAUGGCAUGUCUGCUGAGGACCUCCGUAAGCUGAACAAGAACAAGAAGCUCAUCAAGAAGCUUGCUCGCAAGUAUGAUGCUUUCGUCGCUUCCGAGGGUCUCAUCAAGCAGAUUCCCCGUCUCUUGGGUCCCGGUCUCUCCAAGGCCGGUAAAUUCCCUACCCCGGUCUCCCACGCCGAGGACCUUAACGCUAAGGUCACCGACGUCAAGUCGACCAUCAAGUUCCAGCUCAAGAAGGUGCUGUGCCUUGGUGUCGCCGUCGGCAACGUUGGCAUGACUCAGGACGAGCUGGUCGCUAACAUCAUGUUGGCCAUCAACUACCUCGUCUCCCUGCUUAAGAAGGGUUGGCAGAACGUUGGCAGCCUUGUCAUCAAGGCUUCCAUGUCUCCCCCCAAGCGUCUGUACUAG